AUGGCCAAGCUGAUCCUCCUUACAGGUCUGGUGCUUCUGUUGAAUGCUCAGCUGGGCUUUUCCUACCAGCUGACAUGCUACUUCACCAACUGGGCCCAAUACAGACCAGGCCUUGGGAAAUUCAAGCCUGACAACAUCGACCCAUGCCUCUGUACCCAGCUGAUCUAUGCGUUUGCUGGCAUGAAGAACAAUGAAAUCGCCACCAUUGAAUGGAAUGAUGUCACCCUUUACCAAGCUUUCAAUGGACUGAAGAACCAGAAUUCACAACUGAAGACUCUCCUGGCUAUCGGGGGUUGGAAUUUUGGAACUGCACCAUUCACUGCAAUGGUUUCCACUCAACAGACCCGCCAGACUUUCAUCAACUCAGUAAUCACAUUCUUACGUCAGUAUGAAUUUGAUGGGCUGGAUUUUGACUGGGAGUACCCUGGUUCCCGAGGCAGCACUGCUCAGGAUAAGUCCCUUUUUACUGCUCUAGUUAAGGAAAUGCGGGCAGCCUUUGAACAGGAGGCAAGUCAGACAAACCGGCCCAGGCUCAUGGUCACUGCUGCUGUGGCUGCUGGACUUUCCAACAUUGAAUCAGGCUAUCAGAUUCCUGAGCUCGGCCAGUAUCUCGACUACUUCCAUGUGAUGACCUAUGACUUCCAUGGCUCCUGGGAAGGAUACACUGGCGAAAACAGCCCUCUGUAUAAAGGACCUGCUGAUACUGGAAGCAACAUCUACUUCAAUGUUGACUAUGCCAUGAGCUACUGGAUGAACAACGGUGCCCCAGCAGAGAAGCUCAUUGUUGGAUUCCCAACUUAUGGACACACCUUCGUGCUCAGCAACCCAUCCAACACUGCUGUUGGUGCUCCAACUUCUGGGCCAGGGCCUGCCGGACCAUAUACAAGACAAUCUGGGUUCUGGGCUUACUAUGAGAUCUGCACCUUCCUGAAGAAUGGAGCCACUCAAGCUUGGGAUGCUCCUCAGGAUGUCCCAUAUGCUUACCAAGGCAAUGAGUGGCUUGGGUAUGACAACAUCAAGAGUUUCAACAUCAAGGCUGAAUGGCUGAAGCAGAACAACUUUGGAGGUGCCAUGGUAUGGGCAAUUGAUCUGGAUGAUUUUACCGGAACUUUCUGCAAUCAAGGCAAAUUCCCCUUGAUCACCACUCUGAAGAAUGCCCUUGGAUUGCAAAGCUCUAGCUGCACCCCUCCUGCCCAGCCCCUUCCUCCAAUCAGUGGUGGAGGAACUGGUGGUGGAAGCUCUGGUGGUGGCAGCAGCUCUGGCGGUGGCAGCAGUUCUGGUGGCGGCAGCAGCUCUGGUGGCAGCGGAUUUUGUGCUGGCAAAGCUAAUGGUCUGUACCCGGUGGCCAGCAACAAAAAUGCUUUCUGGCACUGUCAGAAUGGAAUCACAUAUGAGCAGUAUUGCCAGACAGGCCUGGUCUUUGAUACAAGCUGCACCUGUUGUAACUGGGCAUAA
Molecule: messenger RNA, 1455 nt
Organism: Euleptes europaea (tarantolino)
Lineage: Eukaryota; Metazoa; Chordata; Lepidosauria; Squamata; Sphaerodactylidae
Gene: CHIA
Product: chitinase acidic
Exons: 11
Coding region: 1-1455 (484 amino acids)
Biological process (GO): carbohydrate metabolic process; chitin catabolic process
Cellular component (GO): extracellular region
Molecular function (GO): chitinase activity; chitin binding
Source: RefSeq, a predicted model, not a curated record